Molecule: messenger RNA, 4012 nt
Organism: Conger conger (European conger)
Lineage: Eukaryota; Metazoa; Chordata; Actinopteri; Anguilliformes; Congridae
Gene: slc2a15b
Product: solute carrier family 2 member 15b
Exons: 12
Coding region: 100-1626 (508 amino acids)
Biological process (GO): monosaccharide transmembrane transport
Cellular component (GO): membrane
Molecular function (GO): hexose transmembrane transporter activity
Source: RefSeq, a predicted model, not a curated record
ACUCGAGGUGGAAUGUCGGUCGUAUAAGAAGGACUAAUUGGACGGUUGUAUCUUUUUUAACCGGACCAUUGCCAGGGGAGGUUGAUGACAGAUUCGUAAAUGGCUGAGGAAGUGUUACUAUCCAGUGCGGAAAUCUCAGGGCACCUCACCUGGCCCCUGCUGGUAGUGGCACUUUUGGCCUCCUUUGGCAGUUCCAUGCUCUAUGGCUUCAACCUGGCCGUGGUCAACUCCCCUGCGGAUUACAUUAAGGACUUCUACAACCGCACCAUCGUGAGCCGAAAUGGCACCGCUCUGGAUGAGGAGACAGUCACUCUCAUGUACUCCCUCACUGUGUCCGUGUUCGCAAUCGGAGGGCUGGUCGGUUCCUUCAUGGUGGGCGCCUUGGUCACUAGGUUUGGGAGGAAGGGAACCCUGGUGAACUCCACCGUGCUGGUCUUCAUUUCGGGAGGGCUCAUGGGUUUCAGCCGGGCCUGCGCCUCCCCGGAGAUGGUGAUCAUCGGCCGAUUCAUCACCGGGAUACACUCGGGUCUUAGCCUCAGCGUUGUGCCCAUGUACCUGGGAGAGAUCGCCCCGAAGAACCUGCGUGGCUUCCUGGGCCUGAUCCCCAGCAUCUUCAUCUGCAUCGGGGUCUUCUGCGCCCAGAUCCUGGGGCUCCACGAGCUGCUGGGAAAGGAAGAGCACUGGCCCCUCUUCCUGUCCCUGGUGAUCGGGCCCACCUUCGUGCAGCUGCUGCUCCUGCCCUGGUUCCCUGAGAGCCCGCGCUACCUGCUGAUCGAGAAGCACGACGUCAACGCCACCAUCGAGGCCCUCAAGUGGUAUCGCAACAAGUGCAACAUCCAGCUGGAGAUGGAGGAGAUGCAGGAGGAGCAGAGGUCGCUGUCGUCGGUGAACACCGUGUCCGUGCUGGAGCUCCUGAGGGACCGCAGCGUGCGCUGGCAGGUCCUGUCCAUCGUGGUGGUCAACAUGGGCAUGCAGCUGUCCGGCAUCGAUGCGAUCUGGUUCUAUACAAACACCAUCUUUGAGAAUGCUGGGAUCCCUCCCCCUCAGAUCCAGUACACGACUGUUGGAACUGGUGCCAUUGAGGUCAUCGCAGGGCUCGCAGGAGGUUUCACCAUUGAGAGGCUCGGUCGACGGCCGCUGAUGGUCGGUGGGUUCAGCUUCAUGGGAUUAUGCUGUGCAGGGAUUACGCUCUCACUCAUAUUACAGACCCAUGUGCCCUUCAUGCGCUACAUCAGUGUGGGCUGUGUCAUCGGGAUCAUCGCUGGCUUCUGCAUAGGACCAGCUGGAGUCCCUUUCCUGAUGACCGCCGAACUCUUCAAGCAGUCCCACCGCCCCGCGGCCUACACGGUGGCCGGCUCCCUGAACUGGAUCUCCAACUUCACCGUGGGCUUCGUCUUCCCCUUCCUCCAGAUGUCCGCAGGGGCCUUCUGCUACCUGGUGUUCUGCGGCAUCUGCGUGGCGGUGGCCGCCUACGUGUACUUCGUCAUCCCGGAGACCAAGAACAAGACCUUCAUGGAGAUCAGCGAGCUUUUCGCCUCCAAAGACUCGGCCAUCAGCAGCCACCUGAAGCUGACCAAGAUGAACGGAUAUGGCACUCUGGACAACUGCACCGCCGUGGAGACAUAGGAAGCCCGGGAGCCGGAGGGAGAGAGCGGGCGACUCUCGCCGAGGAGAUGUGCCGCGUGACGUUAAACAGACUUGAUCAUGGUUUGAAGCGUUUCAAAAUGGUGUCCUCCCCUCGGUCGAAGCUGCGUGCUGAAUGUGCAGGCAUUCUACAUGCUGCGAAAUGGAAAGUGGUUUUUACAACUGUUUUUUGUUCCAAUCUGAUCUCGACUGCAUGUCCCUUUUGAUGCUUGGAGAUCUUGUUUCAGAGUGAACAUUUCUCUGCGUGCUGUGGGGAAAAAUUAUUGGUAAAAAAAAAAUAGUAUUUGAACUUUUCUCUGUGUACACCUGGUCCCUCCCUGUACAUAAAUUGGUUUUAUAAACGUUGUUUAUGAAUAUAUAUUUUUUUGUUUGUUACAUUCAUAGAAGAUCAGGGCUUUCACCUGUAUCAUGAAGCAGAAUUCUGGAGCUUGCUGGGUAACGGCACUGAAUAAAACCUGGUACAGCUCUUUACUUCAGUCCAUGUUCCAGAUUUAGGAGGGAACCAGGAUUUAGUCUGUUCAGUUAUCCAGGUAAUGCUGCUUUGUGUUACAGGCCCCUGUACUCAACAUGGUUUUGUUUAGAUGAUUCAAAAGUAUUUCUGGUGUUCAAGCAUCACCACAUGACAGUUUGCUGACAUUUCACUAAAAAUAAUGUGCUGAAAAGUAUUUUUAACAGCAAAAAGAAAAACGCAUUGAGUGUGGAUGUUAUUCUUUUUUUGAUACUCCUGUUGGGGGGGGCGGGGGAAAUUUGCCAUGUAUGAAAUUGUAGUCCUAGGUAUAGGAUGAUUUUGCAUUGAGGCACUUUCCAUUGACGCAACUGCUGAAGUCUACUGUACAAUGGUGUAAAACCGGUGUUAAUUUAUAUAAAUAUGUUGAAAUUGGAAUUUUGGGCAAAGUGAAUUAAAAUUAAAGAACCAUUCUGCACUUAUUCUGUGAUUGAGUCACAAACCAAAUGCUUUAUACAUGGAUUGAGAGCGCUUCAUUGAUGGCGUAACUACACGCGAAAUCUUCAUCAUGAUUACUUCUGUAGGAGUUACUGUCGUUAUGAUCAUCCUGAAGCCACUUUAUGGCAAGUUAGUUUAAGACAUUUGUUUGCCAUUAAUAUAACUACUGGUAUGGCACUCCCAAACCAUUAUCAUCAUGUUUUGUUGGAGACGAAUAACAGUGAGGUCACAUUUUCAAAGGGCCAAGUGAAAGUGUAUUCUAAACGAGGGGUGUGUGAUGUGGGUACUCUGGGACUGAUUUUUUAUUUUUUUUUGCAAUCCCAGAAUUUGAACCAUGUUGUUUUUUUGUUAAUUACGUGCUUUUCAUGUUUCGAGGGAUUAUUUACUCUAAUUAGCCAAAUACCUUUGCAUCUCAUGAAGAAUAAAUGUCCCAUGUUCACCCACUGCUAAUUGUGCUACACUUAAAAAAUAAUAAUAAUGAAAAAAACUCCAUAAAGAGGCGACAAAAAAUUUAAACUGAUCAAAUUCAGGAUUGAGGGGAAACAAUAGGCUCCUAAUUAGGUUGUCAAACACAUUAGUUUAAGCGUGUUCAUAAUUUUUAUUCCACUUUAUUCACACAAUGUGAAAGGUUUGACUCGUUAUUAAUUGCUUUGAAGUCUUCAUUAUUGACCAAAUUCUGGCCAUGUAUUCACACCUUCACCAGUAGAGCUCAUUUGAUUAAUCUCAAUCUUUAAAUUGAUCAGUUAAAUCAUUUUGUAACCUCUUUCUAUGUAGCUUAUUUGUAGUAUAGCACAACAAGUUAAAUGUGAACCUGGAACUUUUAUUAUUCAAGGCAUCACAGCUAUUUUGACAUAAUUUAGAGGGUAAAUAAUCCUAGCACCUAAUUGAGAAUAAAUAACAGAUUAUUAUAAUUCUGGAAUUGCAAUUAUGGCUGGAACAAAAACCAUAACACAGUGCUACCCCUGGGACAACAUUGCAGACUCUGCUCUAAAGGUUGACAACUUUGGGCCUUAUGCAUAUUUAAGUAUGUAAAAAGUCAUAAUUGUAUUUAUUUAUGCAUACUGUACCUAACCAUUCUUUUUUUUUUAGUACGACACCUCAUAAAUGACUAUAGCUCUGUUUGAUCUGAUUUCCUGCGGUUAGGUUUAUGAAGUGAAUUAUUUUUUUUAUUAUGUAGCAUUCAUAGUUCUGGGGUUGAACUCAUUCAAUUUCAAUUUCCCCCUUGUCUGUGAGCAACAUAACAAUUUACAGCCAACUGUGAUUAAAGAAAUAAGUCUCUUCAGGACUAUGCGUGCUAUUGGCUUCAUAACCCAAACUAGGACUUCAGAUCCAUGUCAGACAGACGGACACAGAAGGGUGUAGUUAAUGUUGUACUAUAUCUGUUCUGGAAACAGCUGUAGAGUUUUCUGGACACAAGAAUAUAUG